AUGGUCGAUGAUGACGUGUACGACUCGACAACCGACCCUGACGAGGACCCGAGCCUCUAUUACAACCACUCGUGCGAUCCCAACUCGUGGUACAUUAACCCACGUUGCAUGGUCGCGCUGCGCGACAUUCAGCCCGGCGAGCAAGUCACGUACGAUUAUGCCUCAACGGAAACCGAGGGUAGCAUGCACGCCGGUUUGAUCUGCCGCUGUGGCGCCGCGUGCUGCCGCGGCACGCUCAGAUUUUCCGAGUGGCGCUCGCGCGAUUGGCAGCAGCGAAACGCCGGCCACUGCUCGUCGUACAUCGAGAGGAAGAUGGCCGAGUCGGGGUGGUACGACCCGCGCGUGGUUCCGCGCUACAAGGGCGGCGCGGAUGGUUCCAAGGGGCUGUUCGCAUUGGCGAGCAUCGGACGCGGCGAACGGGUUCUCGUUUUCGCCGGCAAGGCUAUCGGCGACGCAAACACGCGAAAGCUCUCGCUGCAAAUGAACGACUCCGAGUCGUUAGACGGGCAGAAAACCGAUACUACGCGUGCGCCCGAGACGCCCGAACUGAUAAACCACUCGAGCGACCCAAACUGCGGAUUGGAAGAAGACUCGGUGACGGUGGUGGCCUUGCGGGACAUUGCACCAGGUGAAGAGUUGAGCAUCGACUACGGCAGCAUUAUCUCCGGCGUCAACCGCACCGUUCAGUGA
Messenger RNA from Closterium sp. Yama58-4, 690 nucleotides. The record is from the annotation of a GenBank genome assembly. NCBI's taxonomy places the organism in Eukaryota, Viridiplantae, Streptophyta, Zygnematophyceae, Desmidiales, Closteriaceae.